Molecule: messenger RNA, 2139 nt
Organism: Eimeria mitis
Lineage: Eukaryota; Apicomplexa; Conoidasida; Eucoccidiorida; Eimeriidae
Exons: 6
Coding region: 1-2139 (712 amino acids)
Biological process (GO): regulation of actin filament polymerization
Cellular component (GO): cortical actin cytoskeleton; plasma membrane; actin filament
Molecular function (GO): actin filament binding
Source: RefSeq, a predicted model, not a curated record
AUGGGCGUAUCGAUCCAGCGGCGUUUCCUUACGCUGCAGCACCACAGCAGCAGCAGCAGCAGCAGCAGCAGCAGCAGCAGCAGCAGCAGCAGCAGCAAGAAAAGGGUAGGCUUGCGAGCAGCAGCAGCAGCAGCAACAGCAGCAGCAGGGUACUGUGCUUUCUGGGAGCUUCGUCGCCGCCACAUUCUCUACAAAGAGCUACCGCAAAUACGCAGACAGUUUGAGGGGGGCCCCCCCCCUGGGGGCCCCCCCCCGGGGGGCCCCUCCUCUGAGGGGGGCCCCCCUAGGGGCCCCCCCCGUGGGGGCCCCUCCUCUGGGGGCCCCUCCUCGGGGGGCCCCUCAUCUGGGGGCCCCUCAUCUGGGGGCCCCCCUGGGGGCCCCUCCUCUGGGGGCCCCCCCGCGGGGGGCCCCCCUGGGUCUGGUGGGGGGCCCCCUGAUGAAUUGGGUACUGGAUUGGGGGGCCCCUUUUACGGUAAGCUGUGGGGGCAGGCAACCGACUAUAUGAUAGAGAUGGGUUUAGAUAGCGGGGAUUUGUUGUUUAUAAGAAAAGAAAUAAAAACAUUAAACCCUUUUGCUGCUGUGAAGCUGGCGUUGCUGCGGCUGCUGCAGCGUCUGCUGCAGCAGCAGCAGCAGCAGCAGCUGCUGCAGCAGCAGCAGGGAGAAUAUGAUGAAGUUUGUAUUAUAUUAAAUAAAUACCAACAAAAAUUUGUGCUGUCUAGGGGCCCCCCCCGUGGGGGCCCCUCCUCUGGGGGCCCCUCCUCGGGGGGCCCCUCAUCUGGGGGCCCCCCUGGGUCUGGGGGCCCCCCUGGGGGGGGCCCCCCUGGGUCUGGGGGCCCCCCUGGGUCUGGGGGGCCCCCUGGGUCUGGUGGGGGGCCCCCUGAUGAAUUGGGUACUGGAUUGGGGGGCCCCUUUUACGGUAAGCUGUGGGGGCAGGCUACCGACUAUAUGAUAGAGAUGGGUUUAGAUAGCGGGGAUUUGUUGUUUAUAAGAAAAGAGAUAAAAACAUUAAACCCUUUUGCUGCUGUGAAGCUGGCGUUGCUGCGGCUGCUGCAGCGUCUGCUGCUGCAGCAGCAGCAGCAGCAGCAGCUGCUGCUGCAGCAGCAGCAGAUGGGAGAAUAUGAUGAAGUUUGUAUUAUAUUAAAUAAAUACCAACAAAAAUUUGUGCUGUCUGUACACCCCAAUGGGGGCCUCUGCUGCACCCCAUACGCAGACAAACUAGCAGCAGACAAGCAGCAGCUAGUUGCUGCUAGAAGACUCAGAUGCUCUGCUGCUGCCAGAAAAUAUAUCACACAUGUGCUGCUGCAUGCAUGCAACAGCAGCAGCAGCAGCAGCAGCAGCAGCAGCAACAGCAACAGCAGCGGCAGCAGCAGCGGCAACAGCAGCAGCAGCAGCAGCAGCGGCGGCAGCAGCAGCAGCAGCGACAGCAGCAGCAGCAGCAGCAGCAGGAAUGGAGUGGAUUUAUGUUUUGCUUCUUCUCGUGUUUCUGUUGAGCAGCAGCAGCAGCAGCAGCAGCAGCAGCAGCAGCAGCAGCAGCGGCAACAGCAGCAGCAGCAGCAGCGGCAACAGCAGCGGCAGCAGCAGCAGCAGCAGCAGCAGCAGCAGGAAUGGAGUGGAUUUAUAGUGCAGCAGCGUCCUCUCCAGCAGCAGCAGCAGCAGCAGCAGCAGCAGCAGCAGCAGCAGCAGCGGCAGCAGCAGGGGGAGCGGCAGCAGCAGCAGCAGCAGCAGCAGCAGCAGCAGCAGCAACAGCAGCAGCAGCAGCGGCAGCAGCAGGGGGAGCGGCAGCAGCAGCAGCAGCAGCAGCAGCAGCAGCAGCAGCAACAGAAGCAGCAGCAGCAGCAGCAGCAGCGGGAGCAGCAGCAACAGCGGCAGCAGCAGCAGCAGCAGCAGCAGCAGCAGCAGCAGGGGGAGCUGCAGCAGCAGAUAGCAGCAGCAAGAGAGUGGUUGUCUGUGUUUCCUUCUUUUUCAGCAGCAGCAGCAGCAACAGAAGCAGCAGCAGCAGCAGCAGCAGCAGCAGCGGGAGCAGCAACAACAGCGGCAGCAGCAGCAGCAGCAGCAGCAGCAGCAGCAGCAGCAGGGGGAGCUGCAGCAGCAGAUAGCAGCAGCAAGAGAGUGGUUGUCUGUGUUUCCUUCUUUUUGUGA